UGAAAAUGUCUGAGAACCCUGACAAGCCACAAUCAAAUGAAGAGGAGUUGAGUGCUUUGGAGGAUGGUCGAGAGGAGACCUUGGACAACCCGGAUCAGUCUGUUAGAAAAAGAAUACGACAGAGUGCUCCAGGGUCACACAGAGAUGAUUCACCGAAGUCCAGUCCUCCUCGGCCUGUGUCAAUAGAAGAGCUCAUGGAAACAGCUAAGGGAGUAACCAACAUGGCACUAGCACACGAAAUUGUUGUUAAUGGUGACUUCCAGAUAAAGCCAGCUGAAUUACCAGAACACAGCUUAGAAAAAAAAGUAAGAGAUAUUGUGCAUAAAGCUUUUUGGGAUUGUCUGGAAGCUCAGCUAAAGGAAGAUCCACCAACGUAUGACCAUGCAAUUAAACUAUUGGGAGAAAUUAAAGAGAAUCUCCUGUCUUUCUUGUUGCCUGGUCACACUAGACUGAGAAGCCAGAUUACAGAAGUUCUUGAUCUGGAUUUGAUAAAACAGGAGGCAGAGAAUGGGGCGCUUGACAUUUCUAAGUUGGUUGAAUUUGUUAUUGGGAUGAUGGGGACUCUCUGUGCUCCAGCUCGAGAUGAAGAAAUUAAGAAACUGAAAGAUAUUCAUGAAAUAGUUCCUCUGUUCAGAGCAAUUUUCUCUGUGUUAGACCUAAUGAAAGUGGAUAUGGCAAACUUCGCUGUCAGUAGUAUUAGGCCAAAAUUAAUGCAGCAGUCUGCUGAAUAUGAAAGAAGGAAGUUUCAGGAGUUUCUUGAGAAACAGCCAAAUUCUUUAGACCUUGUCAAAAGGUGGUUGCAAGAAGCAGCAGAUGAUCUUGCAAAGCUGAGAUGUAAAAUGUUGCCUCCUCACUGUAGUGAUGAUGGUGCCACGGGUGGAGCUUCCGCCUUGUGCUCCACUGCUGUACAAAAUCAGGCCUAUCUGAAGCUCCUAAAGUGGGAUCAUGUAAACAGGCCUUUUCCAGAAACAGUGCUAAUGGACCAGACCCGCUUUCAGGAAAUCCAGCUGGAGCUGGAGCAGCUCCUCGUGACUGGGACCAUCCUUCUGGUCACCUUCAGUGCAGCAGGCUCGGUGCUCAUCGAUAUGCCUGGUUUUGCAGAGAAAAUCAAAACUAUCGUCAAGGUGCUCCUGACAGGAAUGCAUCUGCCCUCCUUUAACCUGACGGAAGCUUUGGCCACCAUUGGGGAGAAGGUGUGUGCUGAAGUGAACAGCUGCCUUUCCCAGCAUGGGUUUACACCGUUCUCAGCUGAGAGAGAGACUGUGCUUAAAGGACAAAUCCAAGCAGUGGCCAAUCUGGAUAACACCAUAUGCAAGCUAAUGGAUUCUCGAAUUCAGAAAUUUCUGGAGAAUUACCUUGCAUCCAGUCACCAGAAAUCAUUACCUGCUCUGCCUGGAGGAUUAGGCCCUGUUCAAAGAGAGCUGGAAGAGAUUGCGGUCAAGUUUGUUCGCCUUGUCAACUACAACAAAAUGGUCUUCAGCCCUUACUAUGAUGCGCUCCUCAGCAAGAUACUGACUAAGGAGAAAUCUCAACUUGCCGGGAAGUCAGAAGAACCAUAA
Molecule: messenger RNA, 1559 nt
Organism: Mesitornis unicolor (brown roatelo)
Lineage: Eukaryota; Metazoa; Chordata; Aves; Mesitornithiformes; Mesitornithidae
Gene: TCP11L1
Product: t-complex 11, testis-specific-like 1
Exons: 9
Coding region: 6-1559 (517 amino acids)
Biological process (GO): signal transduction
Source: RefSeq, a predicted model, not a curated record